Messenger RNA from Trichoderma gamsii, 1251 nucleotides. RefSeq lists its product as hypothetical. Gene Ontology annotation, biological process: intracellular zinc ion homeostasis; zinc ion transmembrane transport. The transcript has 4 exons. The coding region runs from base 1 to 1251 and encodes 416 amino acids. The record is from RefSeq and is a predicted model, not a curated record. Gene Ontology annotation, cellular component: membrane. Gene Ontology annotation, molecular function: zinc ion transmembrane transporter activity. Lineage: Eukaryota; Fungi; Ascomycota; Sordariomycetes; Hypocreales; Hypocreaceae.
AUGGCUCGUCGAAGCGCUUUCAAGACCGCUAUUGCGUCAUGCGCAUUCGUGCUGGCGGCCUGUGCGGCGGCGUCGCAGAUCAAGGGAAGCCAUGCUGCCAUUGAGAGCCUGAGCUUGGAGGAGCUUGAUGGCCGGCUUCAGACAUGCCCCGUUGUCCAGGAGCUCAACACCGCCAAAGCGGCCCAUUUCGAAGCCGCGCCCUCGUCCCUCACGACGCAGCUCUUCUCGGUGCUCUUCCCCGGCUCGCCCGCCGUGAAUGCGCUGCUGGCCACGCUGUACAUCUCCGGCCCGCCCAACUUCCUGCUCGCCCUCGUCCCGACAAACAUCGAUCCCUCCUCGCUGUCCGUCAUGGUGGCCUUUGCCGUCGGAGGCCUUCUCGGCGACACGCUCUUCCACCUGCUGCCCGAGAUCUUUGUCGGCGAGGACGAGCCGGACAGGGCCCGGUUUGUGCUUGUCGAGCCGAACCGCAACCUGAUCCUCGGCCUGGGCAUACUCGUUGGCUUCAUGACGUUUGUGGCCAUGGAUAAAGGCUUGCGAAUUGCGACGGGGGGCGAGGGCCAUGAUCAUUCGCACGGACACGCGCAUGGUGACGAGAAGCAUGCUAGGACGGCAGAUGUCGGUCUUUCUACUGGAGCAAACACCGUCCAGGGCGAGGCCAAGUUGAGGAAGAAGGGCGACAGCAAGGAGGUUCAGGCAGAUGAGCAGUCACAGCUCAAGGAGAUUAACCCCAGCGUAAAACUAGGCGGAUACCUCAACUUGAUUGCCGACUUCACCCACAACAUCACCGACGGCCUCGCCAUGUCUGCCAGCUUCUACGCCUCGCCCACCAUCGGCGCCACCACCACCGUCGCCGUCUUCUUCCACGAGAUCCCCCACGAGGUCGGCGACUUUGCGCUGCUCAUCCAGUCCGGCUUCUCCAAGCGCGCCGCCAUGGCGUCCCAGUUCGUCACCGCCAUCGGCGCCCUCAUGGGCACGCUCAUUGGCAUUGCCGUCCAGGAACUCGGCUCUGGAGGCGCCGACGGCGAGGCGAUGCCGCGAAUUGGGGGGCUCUGGGGAACAAGCCUGACAUGGGGCGAUAUGCUACUGCCGUUCACGGCUGGCACGUUCCUGUACGUCGGCACCGUCGCCGUCAUCCCGGAGCUGCUCGAGACGGGGCCCAACAAGGGCGAAGAGCUGCGGAAGACGCUGACGCAGUUUGCGGCCGUUGCAGCCGGGGCGGGCAUUAUGCUGUACAUUUCAUGGCAUGACUAA